AAUGCCUUAGUUUAAGACCUCUUCAUGACUCAAGGGUAAUGACCGUUGUAGCUUGCUAUCUAACUAGCCAGCUCGCUCGAAAGAAAUGGCCCUACGCUUUCUCUCAUUGUGUGUGAAAGAUCGAAUCGAUUUAGGUAGAGUAUCAUCCAGAGUCUACAAUGUCAGGUUAUUUAGCACUGCUGCAGAGCAGCGCAAUACUGGAAACGACUGCCAUGGCUAUGAUGAUGGUGAUGAUCAGAAUCCUUCUGUAGCACGUCUCAAGAUGUUGGAGAAGAGGGCCAACAAGCUAGAGGAGCAGGUCCAAGAUCUCACUGAGAGGUACAAUAGAGCUCUGGAAGAUUCUGACAGUGUUCGGAGAAGAACACGUAAAUUUGUGGAGGACGCCAAGCUAUUUGGAAUUCAAAGUUUCUGUCGUGACCUGGUGGAGGUGGCAGACUUACUGGAACGCACUACAAGUGGCAUGGAGGCAAAGGAGACAACAAGUCUAACCCAGAGCCUGGAACAAAUACAGGACAGAUUGCAAGAGGUGUUCUCUAAGCAUGGACUAGAAAAGAUGCGUCCUGUGGGGACUGUGUAUGAUCCCUACCAGCACGAAGUAGUGUGCCAUACCCCAGCUCAUGGAGUGGAGCCUGGUCUUGUAGCUGUGGUAAAACAAGAUGGUUACACGCUUCAUGGUCGCACUAUUCGUCAUGCACAUGUGGGUAUUGCUGUAAAAACACAGGACUCUUGAUUUGGGUUUGUUCUAUACUGCCUUGAGUAGGCACUCGUGUACUGCAUAACUUCAUUUCUAAAAUUUCUGCUUUUUGAGUAUAUAAUGUGCACAUGCAUAUUCAUUCUCUGAGCCCAGAGAUAUUUCGUUUUGUGUUGGGAUUUAUUUAUUUUUUUCCCCCCGGUUAUCUACCAAUUUGUCCUUUCAGUAUAUUUGCUUAUUGCCUUUUUAGAAUGUGCUUUAUUAUUUGCAGAAAUUUAAUACUGAAACAAAAGACUGUAUUUGAAUGUGAGGCCAACUACAUUGAAACCUAGGUUACAUCUACUGGUACCUUAAUUUUUAAAACUACAAUACCUCAUUGAACUUUUAGUGGGAGGGAUUUUCAUUUUUAUUUUUGAGUGGUAGAGGUCCUGUGUUGGACCUUUUUUUUAAGUUAUGGAGUUUGUGACUUUUGUAUAUUGGUACAGUAUUGAUACAUUGCCUUUUGUACUGUAAUUUGUGAAGUUUUCAGUUGACAUUUACAGUUUGUGAUGCAAGGAAGGUAACUGAAUGACCAUGGUCUUUCUGGAGGUUAACUGGAUGUUUUGUCAUUGUAAAUACUUACAAUUUUGGGAUGGUUAUUACUCUGUGCCUUUUAAUGUUAGAUCAACAGUAUCCAAAGAAUAAAUUUAUAUUCUUAAAUCCCUAAGGAGAACAACUUUUGAAAAUAAGGUGUCCAUAUGUGAGUGGGCCUUAUUAGUCUUCUGUUUUGAUAUUUAUAUAUUUUAACUUAUAGAGUGUCUUUGUGUGUGUAUGUGUGUGUUACACAGUCCAGUGUGACUUGCAUGUAGUGUGAAGUAGUUGUGGAAAUCAGUGAGAAAUGAGAUGUUUCUGGGGAGGUAUGUUUCCUGUUUCAGUAAUGUAUGGUAUUCUCAGUGUGUUGUCAUUCUGUCUAUUAUUAUUAAAUGUUAUUAUAAUUAUUAAAACA
Messenger RNA from Electrophorus electricus (electric eel), 1676 nucleotides. RefSeq names its product GrpE-like 2, mitochondrial (gene grpel2). The record is from RefSeq and is a predicted model, not a curated record. Gene Ontology annotation, molecular function: protein-folding chaperone binding; protein homodimerization activity; adenyl-nucleotide exchange factor activity. NCBI's taxonomy places the organism in Eukaryota, Metazoa, Chordata, Actinopteri, Gymnotiformes, Gymnotidae. Gene Ontology annotation, cellular component: PAM complex, Tim23 associated import motor. Gene Ontology annotation, biological process: protein folding; protein import into mitochondrial matrix.